AUGGAUCCGCAGGCCGGGUCAGUAUCUUCUGCUAACAACUCCGAGAAUACAGCUGACAACUUUAGCCCACUGAGCAUGCUUCCCCCUGAAUGUCUCGUGAAUGUCCUUGACAACCUUGACACUGCCGACAACCUGGCCGUCUCGAAUGUAUCCAGAGAUCUGCGCAAAUGGGCAAAACCUCUCGUCUUCCGGGACAUUCUCUGGACAUACGCGGCCACGCCUCUCCGACGAGUACUCCUGCUUCUAGAACAGAUCUUCCUGAAUCCGCAAUUUGCAGGGUAUGUCAAGCACCUCCAGCUCACUUACAUCGGACCGGCCUGGGUUCUGCCUGAUCCAGAUAUUGACUUUCCACAGCAGGCCACGAGAUUUGCCUAUGUUACGGAAAAGGCAAUCGAGUUCGUCAGGCAGAUCGGGCUUUUCGACACUGAGGGUUACGCGGCGUUGCUCCGACAGGGUAAUUACUACGCGUAUGCAACGGUUCUGAUCUUCCAGCUGCAUAACCUGCGAAGCUUGGAGUUGGACUAUACGUACACUCUGAUCGGUGGCUUCCCCGGUCUGUUCCUUCAACACGCCCUCCGCUCUUCGUUCGAAGGUAUUUCCAGAUUCAAUAGGCUGGAGAUCCUGAAGUACGGCGGCGACGUUCCCCAGGCUGAGAAACUCGACGAUGAGGCGGAGGAAGCGGUGGCAGUUAUUCCGCUACUCGGGAACAAGUAUCAGUUUGCUUCCUGGUUCGCCCUGCCUAAGCUGAAACACGUGGAGAUGUGGCUUAGAAGUGCCUUCGGGUUUGAUGAAUACAAGGAUCGACUGGAGUCCGGCGAGCUCGAAAGCCUGGUUUUGGCUAGGUCAAGCGUAGAUGCUGCCGGUAUCAAGGAAAUACUCUCCGCCUGUCCGAAUCUCCGGAGGCUGCACCUGGGAGUCUGCUACAACUUGGUCUCGCAGCUAGUCCUCUUCGACAGUAAGGAGUUGGCUGAAGCGUUAAGGCCAUUGAAAGAUCGCCUAGAGACACUCUCAAUAGGUCUCGAGACUGACCCAAGCUUCAUUGGCGGAUUUAGCUGGGACCAGGACAAUAACUUUGGCAGCACGCUGACAGAUCCCUUCCUGAUGCUGUUCAGUGAGUUCACGAAGGUUCAGGAGCUCGAAGUCCCAAUGCCGCUUUUACUGGGAUGGUUUUCGAACGAGAACUGGGCGGAUUUCCACAAGUACCUGCCGCCAAAGAUACAGCGCUUGGUAAUGCGGAAUGAUCUCUCGGGGUUCGACAACUACGCAUGGGAUCCUUACGGGAUGGUCUUUGCUGUCGACCAGCGUGUUGUUGAGACAAAGAAACGGAUGCCUAGCUUGGAACGGGUUACGCUUCGAGUCUGGGCGACGAACCCUCGACGGCCAAAUGAGGAGUUCCUGGCUGAAGCGGCUGAUAUGGCCCAGUCUGUUGGGAUACAGUGUGACUCUGUUGUUGACGAGCUUGGCUCGGGGCUUUGGGUCGCCAGCGCUACCUAA
Molecule: messenger RNA, 1494 nt
Organism: Aspergillus pseudoviridinutans
Lineage: Eukaryota; Fungi; Ascomycota; Eurotiomycetes; Eurotiales; Aspergillaceae
Product: F-box protein
Exons: 1
Coding region: 1-1494 (497 amino acids)
Molecular function (GO): protein binding
Source: RefSeq, a predicted model, not a curated record